This is a messenger RNA of Blepharisma stoltei, 4036 nucleotides long. NCBI's taxonomy places the organism in Eukaryota, Ciliophora, Heterotrichea, Heterotrichida, Blepharismidae. The record is from the annotation of a GenBank genome assembly.
AUGGGAAAUUGUGCAGGUCGUAAAAAAUCAGUCACCGUAAAAACUAUCCCUGCUUCUGCCUCCAACACCUAUAAAAAGAGCGAAACUAAGUUAUCCAGCUCUAUUGCCAAAACAACUCCUCAAACAGAGGAAUUUAAAAACGAAACCAAUACGAAUUCAGUUUCUAAUGCCCGAAAAAUGAUCAAAAAAAAGGCACCUGUAGCUGAUCAUAGGAAAAAGAACUUACUUUAACCCUCAACUAAUAAUGAACUUUUAUUUGCUAAUUAUGAUUGUGGUAGAAAUUAUAAUUAUUUUUCCAAGAUUUUAUUUUAUGAAAAAGAAUAAUAUGAUGCUUUAUCUUAAGUGCUCUGAAGGCUUGCAAAUCAUUUAAUAUAAUUUUAUACUUAUGAUAUUUUAUUUGAAAAAAAUUACCUCAUUAAAAAUCGGUUGCUAUUAAUGAGGGAUAGGAUUAGAAGACGUUGACGCUCCUAACGCAAUAGUCACUGAAAAAAUAAAAUCUGAAAGAGAAAUUGAAGAUCUCCGUAAAUCGCUUGCAGCAAGUUCUUUAUUCAGCAGCUUGCCUGAAGAAAACCUUCGGCUUAUUAUUGACCAAAUGAAAUACUACACUUUAGGAGCUCGAGAAGUUGUGUUUAACCAAGGACAGCCUGGAAAUAACUUCUUUAUAGUCGCUUCUGGAAGAGUUGAAAUCAUAGUGAAUGGAGAAACAAAAGGAUUUCUUUCCAAAGGAAAAGGUUUUGGAGAGCUUGCACUUCUGCACGAUUCUUUAAGAACAGCCACAAUCAUGACUCUUGAUAAAGCAACCUUGUGGGGAAUAAGAUUUAGAUUUAGCUUAAAGGGCUUAAGGUCUUCCAGAUUUGAUGCCUCCACACACUUGCGACCACCGUAGCUUGCUUGCUGGAGGUGUCCAGUUGCCUUGCCUCAAGAGCAGUUUACUCCCAAAAUCGGGGGUUUGCACCCAUAUCCAAGCCUCGAUGAGUUAGAAAGACUCAUCUUAAUUCACAUUUUGCAGGUGCUAUGAAGGCAAAAAAAGAACCACAACCCUCGAGAACCGGCAGGGAAAGAACCCGUGCCAAAAACCAUCUGAUAGCUAAUACCUGGACUGGAAUGGCUAUAAGUUGACUCCAAAAAUUUAGCCCAUGCAGCGUUCUAGACAAGCUAAGGUUAAAAUUAAAUGGUCUGAAUCUUGGUUUAGGCUAUAAAGCCAAUUUAUCGCCGAAAACGGUGUGUCGUCAAGGACAUAUUUUUUUUACAAUACCACCAUUUAAUUAUUUGUGGAGAGAAUGGGAGACAGGCUUUUAGAAGUGCGGUGGAAAGCGUUAGCAACCAGAAAUAUAUUGAAAACAAAAAUUUCAUUGACCAUGUACCUAUUUUAAGCAUGCUUACCCCAGCUCAAAAAGAUGCACUUUUAGCUGUUAUGGUCUCACAGGAUUUCGAGGCAGGGCAGAAAAUCGUGUCAGAAGGUGACCCUGGAGAUUUGUUUUAUGUAAUUAAAGAUGGAGUUGUCAGCUGUACAGUGAAAGGAAACGAAAUAAGACAGCUUGGAAAAGGAGACUUCUUUGGGGAACAAGCUUUGCUUUAUAAUACCACAAGAACAGCUACUGUUACAGCGAUAAGCAAGGUUUCAAUCUUUUCUCUAGGUAGAGAAGAUUUAACACGAGUCUUAGGUGACCAGCUUCAGCAAAUUAUAUAUAGAAAUACCCAAAGAAUAUCCAUUGAAAAGUCCCAAACAUUAAAAGUAUUAACAAAAUCUCAAGCAGAAACAGUUAUCGAUAAAAUGAAAGUCACUUCAUAUCAUGAUGGGCAAAUAAUGAUUGAUAAAAACAGCCCCAAGCUGCAAAUGAUUUGGAUAGUUCUGAAAGGAAACUUGGUUUCAUUACAUACGACUAUAGGUGUUUUCCAAUGCAUUGGAGAUAUGGAUUUUUUGCAGCCAAAUAUAACUAAAUAUGAAGCAAGCUAUGCUGCUGUAGGAGACACAGAUGUGGCAGAAAUAUCUUGGAUGGAUUUAGAAGCAUGCAUUGGAGGAAGAUUAGCGAAUGUUUCGCAACAAAAUCAAGUUUUAGGCAUUUUGAGGAGAGUGCAACUACUGAGAGCGUUAAGUGUGAGCAAAUUGGAGCAGCUCGCGUCGGCACUUAGAGUUAGGGAUUUUAUGGACCAAGAGCCAGUGUUCAUGCAAGGUGAUCCGGGUGAUGCUUUUUAUAUUGUAAAAGAAGGGCAAGUUGAGAUCUAUAAAGAUGGAGUUUCCAUCAGAACUAUUAUUAAGCACGAUUUCUUUGGUGAAAGAUCUAUCAUUUUGCAAGAAAAUCGUACAGCUACCGCGAUUUCAAAAGGCCCUACAAGCUGCUGGAUUUUAGAUAAACAACAAUUUUUAAAUCUGAUUGAUGAAAACAUAAGGAACCAAAUUUUAAAGAGAAUGGAGCUCCAAAAUGACAGUGUUCACCUGAAUGAUUUAUCUAUCAUAAAAACUCUAGGUAAAGGUAUGUUUGGAAAUGUAUUUUUGGCUGUCCACAAAAAAAUAAAAACUCCUUAUGCGCUUAAAACAGUCCACAGAAGCAAAAUUCAUGCUUUUCAGAUCCAUGACAAUUUAGUCCUAGAAAGGAAAAUUUUGCUGGAACUUGAUCAUCCUUUAAUCAUGAAACUUGUAAAAACCUUUAAAGAUCCAGACAGGAUUUAUUUUUUAACUGAAUUCGUCCGUGGGCAAGAUCUUUUUGAUGUGCUGAGAGUUUUAAAUCUUCUAACAAAUGAGUGGUCGAAAUUCUAUGCAGGCUGUAUUUUCUUAAUGCUUGAGCAUCUGCAUGAGCGAAAUAUAAUUUAUCGUGAUUUAAAACCAGAAAAUAUUAUGGUUGACGAAUAUGGGUAUCCUAAACUAAUUGAUUUUGGUACAGCUAAACAAAUUGAUGGAAGAACUUAUACAGUUGUUGGGACUCCUCAUUAUAUGGCGCCUGAAGUUAUCAUUGGAAAAGGAUAUGGCUUGGCUGCUGAUUAUUGGAGUGUAGGGAUUAUGAUUUUCGAGUUUUUCUGUGGAAUUGUGCCUUUUGGAGAAGAUGAAGAAGAUCCUUAUAAGAUUUAUGAAAAAGUAAUUGAAAGAAGGCUAAUUUAUCCACCUUAUGUAGGACAAAAUAUGAAGGCUGCGCCAUUUAUCGAAAUGCUGCUAUCUAAAAAUCCUUCAAUGAGAGGAACAGUUGAAACAGUUAACUAUCACCACUGAUUAGCAGAAAAUCCUUAUUUUUAGAAAUAAAACUUUUUAUCAGCAAAAAUCUUUUUUAAUAUAAAUUUGCUAUACUUUAAUAAAUGCAUAAUGAUUACAAUAAUAAUGAAAUCGCGUAUUGUAAAACAUAAAUUUUAUAAAUUAAAAAGAUUUUUGUUUCAAAUAUUCAUCCAAAAAAACAAUUUGGCUAAAAAAUCUAACUGUCUUCAAAGCAGGGGAUGUAAGGAGCAUAAAUGGUUCCAAGGAAUGGAUUGGGAUGGAUUGCUAGGGAAACAGUUAAAGCCUCCUUAUGUGCCUAAGCUUGAAAGUCUUGCUGGAGAAAUUGAGCAUGGACUGAAAAGAAACAAGGAUGUUACAGAGCUUAUUAUGGUAAUUAUUACUUACUCCCCCCCCCCUCCGUGAGUGAGCAAAAAAAUUUUGUUCACUAACGGAGGGGGGUUAAUUUUUUUUUUUUAAAAAAAUUUUAUAUAUAAAUUUUAUAAAAAAUAUUUUUUUUUCGAAAUUUAAAAAAAUCCUAAUUCGCAAAAAUUGGAAAGCAAAUAUUAAUUUAAUUUAUAAAAUUUAUGUUUUAAAAAGCAAUUCGUUUGAAAUUAAACAGAAUUAGCUCUAGAUUUCAUUAUACUAAUUAUCAUUUAUAUAUCUAAAAUUUUUUUCAAUAAAAAUUUUUGUUCACUCACGGAGGGUGGGUUUUUUGGCAAAAAAUAGGAUUUUUUCUAAUGGUUUUGUUCACUCACGGAGGGGGGGAGUUAGAAAGAAGAAAUUAACGAUCUCACUGAGAUUCCAAAGAAAAGAGGAAAAGCCCCUCCUGAAGAUUGGGAUCAUGAUUUUUAA